AUGCAAAGCUAUAAACUUCACGUAGUUUCUGAAAACCUCAAGGAUAGACAUCCCUAUGUUGAACCGGAUUUCAAGGAUAGAUACGAUCCCUCUGAAGUUUAUCAUGCAGUCUUUGACCGUUCCAUUCCUAAAUUGAUUGAAAUAUUGCUCAUGGCGAACAUUGAAUCUUUUAAAUAUAGAGAUGCCUUGAUCACAUUAAAUGAGAUGGUUGACCAUUAAGAAAUGAAGGAUUAAAUGAUAUCCCAAGGUAAUCCUUCUCUUUAGACCUAGGUCUGGUGGGAAUUGCUAGUGCAUAUUUACAUCAUAAAGAUAUCUAGAUCAGAAAACAAGCAGUCAUUUUAUUGGGAUGUUUAGUAAGCAUAAUGA
Molecule: messenger RNA, 366 nt
Organism: Paramecium tetraurelia
Lineage: Eukaryota; Ciliophora; Oligohymenophorea; Peniculida; Parameciidae
Exons: 2
Source: RefSeq, a predicted model, not a curated record